CGACCGACGCAAGUUUCUCCGCCGUAUGCACAAGUCACAAGUGAAAGGCAAAAAAUCAUUUGGUUUUGGCGCCGUAACGAAACAAAGGAAACUAAACAGUGGUAAGGCACAAGGCACAAGCAAGCAAAUUCAGUAGACGAGGAAUUAGGGUUACUAGAGAUGGUCAUGGGGCUACGAAGAUUCACUGAGAGAAUCGGAGAGGGUGCAGGAGAACCAAUUCUGGAUGCUGACAACGGUGAAGAAUUGAUGCAUGUUCAACCGGGAGUUGCCAUCGUUCUCGGCAACCGAGCUCCUGAGUCUGUCGGAACCUUGUACAUCACCACCAAGCAAGUAGUGUGGUUGAGCGACGUAGAAAAGGAGCGAGGUUACGCCGUCAAUUUCUUGUCGGUGUCACUGCACGCUGUAUCCAGGGAUCCGGAAGCGUAUCCCUCUCCUUGUAUCUAUACUCAGAUUGAAACGGAAGAUGACGAUGAUGAAGACUCAGAAGGAUCAGAUUCAGAAUGCAAUACCCUUGAUUUAUCCAAGAUCACUGAGAUGAGGCUUGUUCCAUCUGAUCCCAGCCAAUUGGAUUCCCUCUUCAAUAUAUUCUGUGAGUGUGCGGAGCUAAAUCCUGAUCCUAAUGAAGAGAUAGAGGAAGAACACAACUGGAUUUUUAGUGCUGAUCAAAUGGAAGAUGAUAAUGCAGCCACAGAUGGAGUGGAUGAUUCUGAAUGUCUACUCUCUGAAAAUCCUGCUAACCCCAUAGGAUACUCAAAUGGCAAUCAUGACCUAGCCCGUACAGUGCUUGAGCUUCAGAUUAAUGAUCAACGUUUUGAGGAUGCAGAGGAAAUGGAUCGCGACACAAAUGGUGGUCACUAGUAAAUUUUCUGUCUUCUCAGUUUCUCAUCACUAAUGCCUCAGUAGCAGGAUUCGAAACUGCACCAUCGCUGGGACAAUUCAUCCGGUGCACCAACUAAGCUACCCCUCAGUUGGUGGCAAAUGGUCUGGUUUAUUAGCAAAAGCAUUCCUUCACCUGUCGCAACUCGCAAGUAUAUGAUUGCAGACCAUUUAUAAGACCAUUCUUUAUUGAUUGAUAGGCGUAACACAAAUUUCAAUGUUCAAUGCACGUUAUUAGUUCACCUCCAUUAAGAGAUGAUCAUCAUCAAUAGUGGCAGCUUCUUUGCAUUCAGGGGGAGUCAUGUUCUUCCGAGUUGCAAAUUCCCUACAUAUUACUAUCAGAUCUCGUGUAAAUGCAUCUCUAAAUCCCAAUCAAGGUUCAAAGUAUGGGUACGUGUGAUGCACAAAAAUUGAUUAUUAUGCUAUUUAAAGGGGUGA
Molecule: messenger RNA, 1314 nt
Organism: Nelumbo nucifera (sacred lotus)
Lineage: Eukaryota; Viridiplantae; Streptophyta; Magnoliopsida; Proteales; Nelumbonaceae
Product: nucleotide-sensitive chloride conductance regulator (ICln) family protein
Biological process (GO): cell volume homeostasis; spliceosomal snRNP assembly; mRNA cis splicing, via spliceosome
Cellular component (GO): methylosome; spliceosomal complex; plasma membrane
Source: RefSeq, a predicted model, not a curated record